This is a messenger RNA of Penicillium bovifimosum, 876 nucleotides long. RefSeq lists its product as uncharacterized. The record is from RefSeq and is a predicted model, not a curated record. The transcript is spliced from 3 exons. Lineage: Eukaryota; Fungi; Ascomycota; Eurotiomycetes; Eurotiales; Aspergillaceae. Bases 1 to 876 code for a protein of 291 amino acids.
AUGCCCGUCUCGUCACCAUCGCAUGUCAUCCCGCCCCUCAAAUUUGGAGAACUAGCCAAUAUUGUCUUUUCUCUCUCUACACUAUCUUUGAACUGGACUGGGUCUCUGAAACAAACCGGCAAAUCGGCCUGGGAAGUGGCGUAUCGGCCAUUAUCCAUGUCUAUGAAUGAAAUUGUGCGUCUAGGCACGCUACCUCGAUCGAAAAUCCCCACCGUGACGUACGACAGAGCGUCGUUGUACUUUGAAGCCCUAGCAGAGCUACAUAUUUCACACCUCGAACACCAAAGGAGCGAUGCUAUAGACUCGGCCGACGACUGCCGGCGUAAGUUUGUUGCUAGGUUCUUAUUUCGGAAACUUGUCCGAGAUCGGGCGCUUAGGGACAGAUGGAUGUCUCAUGAGCAUGGCCCAUUUCCAGUUUGGUGCGACGACUUCCGACCACAGAAUGUCAUGGUCGAUAAAGCUGAAAAGGUCGUUGGGUAUGAGAAACGGCUUCAGAUCCUCCUUCAGGCAAUGAUGUCUUGCGAAGAGGACGCGUACCAGACUCGAAACGAACGACUCAAAGAAAGCCAGCGACUCUCUAGUCGGAUGCGACAUAGCUGGAAGAGCGGAGACUUUUGGAUCAUGUAUGCUGCAAGGAACAAUAUCGCCUUUGACGCCAUCUAUUGGAACAAGAUCGAUCAGCGAUUCUUCGGGUCCAGUACAUCUGACGACAACAUAUGCGAUGUAUGGAAGAAAAGACUUCAUCUCUUGGAACCUGAAGAAAAGGAAAUCAUGGUUAAAUAUGUGGAUUUGAAGCUUCAGGAGAAUGAGACAAGGCUUCUCUCUUGGGACCCAGAUCAGUAUAUCCUAGAUCAUAUGGCCAAGAUGGGAGCUUGA